Manis pentadactyla (Chinese pangolin) is the source of this 5715-nucleotide messenger RNA. It is a transcript of the gene PPIL4, whose product is annotated as peptidylprolyl isomerase like 4. The record is from RefSeq and is a predicted model, not a curated record. Lineage: Eukaryota; Metazoa; Chordata; Mammalia; Pholidota; Manidae. Gene Ontology annotation, cellular component: nucleus. Gene Ontology annotation, molecular function: peptidyl-prolyl cis-trans isomerase activity; RNA binding. The transcript is spliced from 13 exons. The coding region runs from base 89 to 1567 and encodes 492 amino acids. Gene Ontology annotation, biological process: protein peptidyl-prolyl isomerization.
GGCGUCGAGCCGAGGGUGACGCGUGGCGUCGACGACGACGACUGCGCCUGUCAGCCCCCGGACUCGAUGCAGAGGAGGGGCGGGCGCCAUGGCGGUUCUGCUGGAAACCACUUUGGGCGACGUCGUCAUCGACUUGUACACGGAGGAGCGGCCGCGCGCCUGCUUGAAUUUCCUGAAGUUGUGCAAAAUAAAAUAUUACAAUUAUUGCCUUAUUCACAAUGUUCAGAGGGAUUUUAUCAUACAAACUGGUGAUCCUACAGGGACUGGCCGUGGAGGAGAGUCUGUUUUUGGUCAACUGUAUGGUGAUCAAGCAAAUUUUUUUGAAGCUGAAAAAGUGCCAAGAAUUAAGCAUAAGAAGAAAGGCACUGUGUCCAUGGUGAACAAUGGCAGUGAUCAGCAUGGAUCUCAGUUUCUUAUUACUACAGGAGAUAAUCUAGAUUACCUUGAUGGUGUUCAUACAGUGUUUGGUGAAGUGACAGAAGGCAUGGACAUAAUUAAGAAAAUUAAUGAGACCUUUGUUGACAAGGACUUUGUACCAUAUCAGGAUAUCAGGAUAAAUCAUACAGUGAUUUUAGAUGAUCCAUUUGAUGACCCUCCUGAUUUACUAAUUCCUGAUCGAUCACCAGAACCUACAAGGGAACAACUAGAUAGUGGUCGAAUAGGAGCAGAUGAGGAAAUUGAUGAUUUCAAAGGAAGAUCAGCUGAAGAAGUAGAAGAAAUAAAGGCAGAAAAAGAGGCCAAAACUCAAGCUAUUCUGUUAGAAAUGGUGGGAGACCUACCUGAUGCAGAUAUUAAACCUCCAGAAAAUGUGCUGUUUGUGUGUAAAUUGAAUCCAGUGACCACAGACGAGGAUCUGGAGAUAAUAUUUUCAAGAUUUGGGCCAAUAAGAAGUUGUGAAGUUAUCCGCGAUUGGAAGACAGGAGAAUCCCUCUGUUAUGCCUUUAUUGAAUUUGAAAAGGAAGAAGAUUGUGAGAAAGCAUUCUUCAAAAUGGACAAUGUACUAAUAGAUGACAGAAGAAUACAUGUGGAUUUUAGCCAGUCUGUUGCAAAGGUUAAAUGGAAAGGAAAAGGUGGGAAAUACACCAAGAGUGACUUCAAAGAAUAUGAAAAGGAACAGGAUAAACCGUCUAAUUUGGUUCUGAAAGAUAAAGUAAAGCCCAAACAGGAUGCGAAAUAUGAUCUUGUCCUAGAGGAGCAAGCAGAAGACUCAAAAUCAAGUCACUCACAUACAAGUAAAAAACACAAGAAGAAAACCCGUCACUGCUCUGAAGAAAAAGAAGAUGAGGACUACCUGCCAAUCAAAAAUACUAAUCAGGAUAUCUACAGGGAAAUGGGGUUUGGUCACUAUGAAGAGGAAGAGAGCUGUUGGGAGAAACAAAAGAGUGAAAAGAGAGACCGACCUCAAAACCGAAGUCGUAGCCGAUCGCGAGAAAGGGAUGAUCACUACAGUAACAGUCACAAAUCCAAGUACCAGCCAGAUCCCUAUGAAAGAGACAGGAGCAAAAAGAGAGACCGAAGCAGGAGUCCUAAGAAAUCCAAAGAUAAAGAAAAAUCUAAGUACAGAUGAAAGAGAAAGAAUCAGGCAACAGUGGCUGACACAUUUACUUUCAUCUGGCUUAGAGUACCAGGUGUUCAGAUUUUGUGUCAAAGCAGUUAGACUCUGUUUGUUUUUUUUUUCCACACUAGAAUUAUGGACCUUUUAGAUUAAUAUGGAUUGUAUAGGGCACAGAAAGACAAUAAACAUUUUCUUUGUAUACUUUUUUACACUAAUUUUAUUGUUAUAUAUAAAUAGUUGUCUUCAUUUUUAAAGUCUGUCACGUUUUCCACUCUUUUUUUUAAUGAAAUAUAUUUCAUACAGAAAUACACAAAUGUGUAUAUAUAAGGUAUAAAGACUAGCAAAUAUCCGUGUACCCAUCAGCCAGCAUGAGUAGAAUUUACCUGCAUGUUAGAAGUACUGUAUGUGCCCCUUCCUUCUCAAGUAGUUAUUCUGAAUUUUGUGUUUGUUAUUCUCUUGUUACUAAAUGUUACAUCAUAUGUAUGUAUUCCUAAAAGAAAGGUUAAGUUUUGUAUGUUUUUGAAUUUUAUGUAAAUGGUAUAAUGUAUGUUUACCUUUGAUUUUUUUUUAAAUUUAGUAGUUUUUGAGAGUCAUUUUUAUUGCUAUAUAGUAUUGUGUGGAUAGACAACAGUUUAUCCAUUCUUCUGUCGAUGGACAUCUGGGGUUUGUCUGUUUUUGUUUUUGCUGUUGAAACAAUGCUGCUGUGAACAUUCUGUAUCCAGGAGUGAUACUGCUUGGUCGUGUGAUGUGGAUAUCUGGAUCUUUAUAAGAAAAUGCCAAAUUAUAUUCUACAGUGGCUGUAUUAGACCAACAUCAUGUGAGUUACCUUUGUUUCACAUCUUUUCCAACACUUCUUAAUUUCAACUUUUAAUUUCUCCAGUCUUGUGGAUGUUUAGUGAUAUCUUCCUGUGGUUUCAAGUAGGAAGACUACUAUUAUUCUUCAUUUGUUCCUCAUUAUGUAAUGUGUUCUUCUCUGGUGGCUUUGAAGGCUUUCUCUGUAUCACUGCUGUUGAGCAAUUUGUGAUGUAUACUUGGCAUAGUUUUUUCUUUUUUUUUUUAUGUUUCUUCUGUCAGGGAUAUUUACCUGCAGGUUUAUGGGUUUUUUCCAUCACAUUUGGAAAAUUUGGGGGUAUUAACUUAUUCAAAUAUUUUUUGCCAUCCUUCCGCACCUCUCACUCCUCUUCUUCUGGGAUUCCAGUUACUUGUAUGUUAGGCCACUUGAGGUUGUCAUAGCACACUGAUGCUCCAUUUGAACUUUCUUGUUUUCUCUUUGUGUUCCAUAUUGGGUAGUUCCCAUUACUGUGUCCUCAGGUUCAUUAAUCUGGCUUCUAAAGUAUCUAAUUUUCUGUUAAUCCCAUCCAGUGUAUUUUUCACUUCAGACAUUAUUUUUACUCUUUAGAAGUUCCAUUUGGGUUUUUUAAUAUCCUCCAUGUCUCUCCUUAAAUGUUCAUGCUUUCCUCUGUUUUUGAACAUGUGGAGUAUAUAAUAGCUGUUUCAAUGUACGUGACCUUUCUAUCAUCUGUGUCAUUUCUGGUCUGUUCCUGUUGAUUGAUAUUUUCUCCCCCUUCAUUAUUGGGUCAUAAUUUCUUCUUUGUAUGCUUGGUAAUUUUUGGAUUUUACAUUGUUAGGUGCUGGAUUUUUUGUAUUCCUUUAAAUAUGUUGAGCUUUUUUCUGGAACAUAAUUAAAUUACUUGGAAACAGUUUGAUUCUUUCAUAGCCUACUUUUAAGCUUAAUGAGACAGUCUUUAAUCUAGGUCUAAUUUGGCCUACUACUGAGGUGAUACCCUUCUGAAUACUCUUCUCUCUGCCUAUCAUGAGAUCUCUCCACCUUGUCUGUUUUAUUCUGAGCCCCAUGUGACUCCUGAUUGUGCCACCUGUUCUUUUCUGGUGGCACUUUCCCACCUCUGGGUAGUUUCCUCCCGUGCCUGUGUUGAUUGGUAUUCAGCUGAAGACUCGGGAACGUGGGUCUGGAACACACCCUCUGUGGCCUGGUCCUCUCUCUGGUACUCUGCCCUUCCGAUUUUACCAUGGCCUUCCCACAUUCUCUACCCAGGGGCACCGCCGUGCCCUUCAUGGGUGUAUGUUCCUCUCUUAGUGCAGCAGCCUGGAAACUCCAUGCAGUGAGCUUGGGCACUUGGAGCGCUUCCCUUGUUUGGUUUCAUUCUCUAAAGAGUCAGUGUCCUGCACCAGAUAUUGUCUGAUACCUGAAAAACUUUGUCGUAUAUAUUCUUUAUGGGUUUUUCAUUGUUUAAAAUGGGGAAGGUAAAUCUUGCCCCUGUUACUCCAUUUUGGCCAGAAUGUAAAUACUGUUGCUUGGUUUGCAUUUCCUGAAUGCUAAUAAGGUUAGCAUCUUUUCAUAUAAUCAUUCCCGAUUGUUUUUUGUGGAAAGCUUUUUUCAUGUCUUUUGCCCCUUUUGUGUUUUAAGUUUUUUUUCUCACAGAUUUCUUUUUUUUUUUUUUUCUUGCAGAUUUUUCUUUUUCUUACAGUUUUUUUUAGGAGUUUUUUAAAUUGGUUGUGGAUACUAAUGCAUUUGUUGCAAACAUCUCUCAGUUUGUGGCUUAUUUUUUCACCCUUCUAUUGAAGCCCCUGGAAGAGCAUAAGUUGAAAUUUCCCCACAACUUUUUUUUUAUUAAGGCAUCAUUGAUAUACACUUUUACAAAGGUUUCACAAUAAAAACAUUGUGGUUACUACAUUCACCCUUAUUAUUGAGUCCCCUCCAUACUCCAUUGCAGUCACUGUCCAUCAGUGUAGUAAAAUGCCACAGAGUCCCUACUUGUCUUCUCUGUGUCACACUGUCUUCCCUGUGACCCCACACACACCAUGUGCACUAAUCAUGAUAUACCCUUCAAUCCCCUUCUCCCUCCCUCCCUACUUGUCCUCCCCCAGCCCUUUCCCUUUCGUAACCAUUAGUCCCUUCUUGCAGUCUCUGAGUCUGCUGCUAUUUUGUUCCUUCAGUUUUGCUUCACUGUUACACUCCACAAAUGAGGGAAAUCAUUUGGUAUUUGUCUUUCUCUGCCCCGCUUAUUUCACUGAGCAUAGUGUCCUCCAGCUCCAUUCAUGUUGUUGCAAAUGGUAGUUGUUUCUUUCUUAUGGCUGAAUAAUAUCCCAUUGUGUAUAUGUACCACAUCUUCUUUAUCCAUUCAUCUACUGAUGGACACUUAGGUUGCUUCCACAUCUUGGCUAUUGUAAAUAGUGCUGCCAUAAACAUAGGGGUCCAUAUGUCUUUUUGAAUCUGAGAAGUUGUAUUCUUUGGGUAAAUUCCUAGGAGUGGAAUUCCCAGGUCAAAUGGUAUUUUUGUAUUUAUUUUUUUUGAGGGACAUCCAUAUUGCUUUCCACAAUGGUUGAACUAGUUUACAUUCCCACCAGCAGUGUAGGAAGUUCCCCUUUCUCUGCAUCCUCGCCAGCAUUUGUUGUUCCUAGUCUUUUCAGUGUUGGCCAUCCUAACUGGUGUGAGGUGAGAUCUCAUUCCCCCAACUUUUAAUAUGAAAGAUUACAUACAUAUAUAGAAACACACAUAAGAACAUGAUGAGCAUAAUUCAUAUACUUUUCAGCUUUAACAUUUUUUGUUGAAUAAUUUUGAAAGCAGAUUGAAACAUGAAAUUCUACCUUUCAGUAUUUCAUCAUGCAUUUAAUUUAAAAAACUGUCAAUACUAUUAUCACACUUAAGUAAUAAUAAUCCCAUAACAUAUAAUAUAUAGUCUAUAUUCAGAUUUCUCUGUCUCAGGAGUGACAUUUUUAGGUGUUGGUUUGUUUUUAAACCCAAACUCAAUUCACGCGUUGCCUGUUUUGUCAUUUUAUUCAGUUCCUGUGCAGGAGUUUCCUACCCAUCCAUCCAUCCCCACCUUUUUUAAAAAUGACACUGACUUUUUGUAGAGUUGAGGCCACGUUGUUGUGUAUAAUAGUCCACAUUCUGAAAUUAUUUGAUGGUAUCUUCCUGGUAUCCUCUAGCCUCUCUAUUUUCUGUAAACUGGAAUUUGGGUCUAAAUGUUUGAUUAGCAUCAGGUUUAUAUUUUAGGCAGAAAGUUUUAAGUUUAAUGUUAAAUUUAUUAGCCAUUCUGUGUGUGUGUUGUGCUUUUUGUAUUUUGUUUAAGAAGUGAGUAAUAAAGAUACUGUCCUAUAUUCUAAAAGUUAUAAAUAAAGCUUUGUUUUUUACAGCUUAA